GCAAAUUGAAGCAAACAGAGAUGCAAUCCAGGCAAGAGAACGAUUUCUCAAAACAGUCCAAAAAGAAAGGCAACUGCUCCAAACCCAGAAAUAAAAUGAACAACGCGAAUAUUGGGAGCAUAUGCAAAAGCUGCUGGAAGAUAUUAAGAAGGCUAUGGAACAACAAACUCUCCAGAUUCAAUAUCAACAACAAGAAGAGAUGGAGAAAAUUGUUGCUCUAGAAGAGAAUGAGGAAUCCGAGACAGAAUCUGAAGUUGAAUCUGGUGGUCCCAAAGUGGAACCUGUUAUGGAGAAAUCCGAGCCCACCACCGACCCCCUUGAUUCUGAUACUGAUGAGCCUAACGAAUCUAUAGAUGAGAAAAUACCUUGUGAUGCUGAACCCAUUCCGUCUAUAGAAACUAUCACUGAAGACUCAGAGGAAGGACAUGUUGUAAUCAUCGAGCCAGCAACUGAAAGUCAGCCCAUUGAAGACUUGGAAAAUCAGAUCCAGGCACUAAAGGCCAAUGAUGUGGAUAAAUCGAGGAGACUCCCACCACCAUCCAUCCAAGACGAGUCUCCUCCAUUUUUCCUGUUGCCACCACGCUCCAUGUUUCCAAUCAAGAUAUCCAAUUUCCAUAUCGCAGAAUUUGAUUAAGUCUUCAAGCAUCAAACCACUUAAAGAAAUAUCACAAGUUUAU
Molecule: messenger RNA, 677 nt
Organism: Cuscuta campestris
Lineage: Eukaryota; Viridiplantae; Streptophyta; Magnoliopsida; Solanales; Convolvulaceae
Source: the annotation of a GenBank genome assembly